This is a messenger RNA of Symbiodinium sp. CCMP2592, 1792 nucleotides long. NCBI's taxonomy places the organism in Eukaryota, Dinophyceae, Suessiales, Symbiodiniaceae. The record is from the annotation of a GenBank genome assembly.
AUGGAGCACCCGGGCUUCGUACGAAUAGGUGAGGCGAAGGAGACACCGCAUCUUCGACUUUUGUGUGUGCCUCACAGUGGCGGGGAUGCAUCGUCCUUCCGAUCGUGGGCGCUGGACGAUCCGUGCUUGGAAGUUUGGUCCGUCCGACUGCCCGGGCGCGGGAGCAGGCUGCACGAGAAGCCUUUCAGAGAUUGGCAGGCUGCUGUCAACGAAAUCCUUCUGGGGCUGCACGCCUUCUUCCUGGAUGGGGUCCCCUUCGCAAUCUUGGGACACUCGCUUGGUGCAUUGCUGGGCUUCGAGGUCGCCAGGUUGCUUGCUUCUCAGGGCCUGCAGCAGCCGACCCUUUUUCUUGCCAGUUCGCAUGCACCACCAUGGAAGAAGAUUUCGGGGCUACAAAACGUGCAGAAGAUGAAGCCAUCGGAGAUGCUGCCACUGCUUUCAAAGCUCGGGAUUCUCUCCAAGGAGGCAUCAAUGUUGCAGAAUGAAUCCGUGUCAACGUUCCUCCCGACGUUGCAAGCUGAUCUGGAGAUGUAUAACAGCUAUUCCUGCAUCAUGCCGCCGUUCAGAAUGCAGCAAACCGCCGUUAUCGCUUUGGUCGGUCUUUCCGACACGGCCAUCUCUUUGGAAGACAUGCAGGAAUGGGACUCCCAUUGCCAAGACUUUGAGCUCAAAGGCUUCGCCGGAGGGCACUUUUACUGGCAAGAUGCGUGGGAGGAGGUGCACGCCUACUUGGUUGAAAGGCUCCGCAGCUCUCUCCGCGUCCUUCCUGCAAGUGUGCAUUCGCGUUUCGGCGGUUGGGUAGAAAACCCAUCGCCGCCGCUUUGUGCUUUGACAACCUUGAUUUCGCGACAUCCUCCAAACAUUUCGACGAUUGAGGACACAUACGAGAGAGUCUCACUCGGGGAGCUGCGGGCUCGAAGCUACUCUUUGGCAGUUGGCCUUGGCGAUGUUCAGCGUGCCACGGUGGCUAUCCUGCUGCAUCAUGACAUUGCCUUCGUCACAGCCAUGCUCGCAAUUUGGCAGUCGAACGGCUGCAUGAUGGUGCUGGACAAGUCCUUUCCCCCGGAUUUGGUUGCAGAGAGUUUGGAUUUGGCUGGAGCUCGUCUUCUCUUGGUAGCAGCAGACCUCCUGCACAAAGUCAAGGCAGAAGGCAUGCGCGUUGUCAUGCACGAGCGCUUUGGAGACUCUGGUGGAAGUGCGUGGAAAGGGUUAUUGGCUCCAUCCCUUUUCUGCCGCAUUGAGGACGUGGUGGACCUUAACAGCCCAGCCUACCUUGUGUUCACUUCUGGGACCUCAGGAAAGCCAAAGAUGGUUGUAUGCAGCCAUCGCAGCGCUAGCUUCGGUCACCUGAGUAGAGCUCAUGUUCUUCCUUAUUCGGCUGGAGAGAAGGAGGGUGUGAACAUCAUGUUCUCAUGGGAGGUUUUGCGAGGGGUUGUCCAGGGCACAGAUGUGGCUUGCAUCCCAGACUCUGUGGUGACCGAUCCAUCUUCCUUCCUCGGGUUUAUCAAGAAGCAUGCCAUCACACGAUUCCUGGCCACACCGUCUCUCCUCCGUGCCCUGCUUGAUGCGCCGGAGAUUCAGACCCGUGCAAACGUGCUCCGAAGUCUGAAAGUGGUGUAUAGCUGCGGCGAAGCUUUGCCACUGCACACGGCGAGGAAGUUUCAAAGCAGCUUUCCAGAAGCCACCCUGGUGAAUGUCUACUCAAGCUGGGAGGGUGGAGAUCUCGCCAUUUAUAAGGUGCCAGACUCGAUGAACGGGUGGCCGGUUUGCCGUUCUGUGGUCCCGGUGGGUU